UAUAUGAAUAUCUUACAGGGGACCAAGCCGUUUGAUGUAUUGAGAGAGACAUUAUACACCAUGUGAACCUCUGAGUGGACAGAGUGGACCAAAAGGUUGCCAAGGCUUGAGGGGUCAGGGCAGGGACCUUUGUGUUAGACAGGCCUGCAGAGAGCCGGGAUAUUGUUACUAUUUAACAUAUGCUGGAAGUAUGAACUUGAUUGUGCCAAUUUUUAUGACUGCUGGUCAGUGCAUAUAGCAGUGGGGUACCGUAAGGGGAACACACCAACAGUGAAACAGUUCUCCAACUGAAAAGAAGUGUAAGAGUGGACAGUGCAUUCACCUUGUGUACCCGACAACGAGGCUGUUUAAUCCAGAUGAUGCGUAGAAGGAGACUGGGUGGUGUAUGAAGACGGACAGAAUGAACCCCGGGAUGGGGCAUGACCCAAUGUCAUCAGAUUCCAGCCACAUGCAGCUUUUGAAUCAUGGAGCCAUUGACUUUUUGGAAGCACCGAUGAAUGCGGAGCAGCCCUAUGGAAUGGAGCACCAUGCCGCCUACAUGGCCCAGGGAGCUUAUGACCCGUAUGGCUACAGUCAGAAGACGAACUUCAUGGUGCACCAGGGCAUCAAAAGUCAAGUGUUUGACCCUCAGGGAAUGUAUGAGAUGCAGAGUCCUACUACAAUGUCUGAUAUAAGCAUGUCCCCCUCCCCGCCCCCUCCACCCCGGGUCUACAAGCCCUGCGUGGUAUGCAGUGACAAGUCCUCAGGCUACCAUUAUGGUGUGAGCUCCUGUGAGGGCUGCAAGGGAUUCUUCAGGAGAAGUGUUCAGAAAAACAUGCAGUACACUUGCCACAAGGACAAGAAUUGUCCCAUAAAUAAAGUUACCAGAAACCGCUGCCAAUACUGUCGUCUACAGAAGUGUUACGCCACUGGAAUGUCUAAAGAAGCUGUGAGAAAUGACAGAAACAAGAAGAAGAAGCCAAAGCUAGAGAACCCGUCUUCAAACAUAGAGGAAGUGACGGAGGACGAGCAGAGCGUGCUGCAGGAGAUUCUGGAGGCGCACCGAGUGACUUUUCCACAGAUUGAAGAAGCUGUUUUAUCCCCCAUGUCUUGUCAUGACACCCGUGGUGACAUAGAAAAUGACGAGGCAUCAAAAGAAAACUCACAGAAUCAAAAGAAGGAAAAGUCCAUGUUGUGGGAUAAAGUGACAGAACUUUCAUCAAAAGGAAUCAUAAAAAUUGUUGAAUUUGCCAAGAAAAUGCCAGGAUUUACCUCCCUUUCUACCUCAGAUCAAAUCACUCUCCUUAAGGCAGCUUGUUUAGAAAUCAUGAUUUUACGGCUGUGUUCGCGCUAUGACCUGGACAAGGAUGUGAUGCUGUUUAACGGGGGCCUGAGCCUGGACCGGGAACAGCUACAAAAGGGGGGCUUCGGCACACUCACUGACACUAUAUUUAGAUUUGCUUCCUCUCUCAAAGUGUUGAACAUAGACGAGAUGGAGUAUGCUGUGCUGUCGGCAAUAUGUCUUAUAUCUGGAGAUCGCUCUGGACUAGAAGAAUCGGAGCGAGUGGAACAGAUGCAGGAACCAAUUCUAGAGGCAUUGAAACAUUACGUGAGGACAAGGCGAAAAGACCAGCCCAAUGUGUUUGCAAAAAUUCUGUACAAACUUACAGAUUUGAGAAGCAUUAGUGUUAAGGGAGCUGAGAGAGUCCUUCAUUUACGGUUAGAAAUGCCUGAUGAACUCCCGCCACUAAUCAUAGAAAUGUUGGACAGGCAGGAGAAUGUGUGUAUUCCUUGACAGAAAUUCCAAUCAUUUGGCAAUUGAUAUAAUACUCCAAGUUUGCCUUGUACUGAAACAGAUAGAUCUGACUAAACACCUGUGAGAAUAUCAAACCAGUGAAUAUAAACAAGAAAGCUGUUUCAGGCUCGAGCAAGACUCUGCUUCGGCUCCCCGUCUGUCUGUGAGAGACUGCUGGUGCUGAGGUGUGUGAUCAACUGCAGUUUUAUUAUUUAUUCUUUGUAUGACUGUAACAGAUUCUGAUAACGGACUCCAUGUUGAGUCUCGACCAAGUCAUCGGUACUAUCGAGAACUUUCGUGUGUAUCUAUAGGAGGCAGUUGGUGAACACACCGAGAAGGAUGUUUGUGUAUACAUGGAAUGGAAACCUUAAUGAUCUGUGUGUGUCCCAGUUAUCCAAGCGAUACUGAUGGAAUGUGUGUAUAGUUUAUGUGUACUAGUAUCCCAGCAAUACUAGUGGAGUGUGUAAAGUGUUGUGAUCUGCAGGACCAGACCUGACAUAGAGUGUACAUCUCUAAGUGUUGUGUGAAUAAUAUGACAGCUGCUGCUAUUUUUCUGCUUUUAUUGAACUACAAAUAUGUGUAUAAGAUAGAAAUGAUCUCACAUUCAAUUCAUGUCAAGUAUUUUUAAUGAGAAUCAUUUUUUACCCUCCGUUUCGUGUUUUGAAUUGAAAAUUUUUAGUGUGUUAUGCAUGGAUUCUUAGCAGACAUGGAAAUUUAAAAUCUUCCAGCCCGUUUUACAUGUACAUAUUCAAAUUAUUUUAAAUUGAAGCAUAUAGAAAGUCUUGUUGCAUGGACAGAAAGCUGGAAUAGAGAUUCUUACCAAGUUUAAGUUUCAGGGCUUUUUCCUGUUCAUGUAUUAAAUUAGGCCUUUUAUAUAUGUGGAACAAGAAAGUUAAACAGUAUGUGAUACAUGUAUAUUGUUCAAAGUUUGCUCAACAAAUAUCAUGAAUAUUGACAGGUUUGCACUACCUCUCUCCACUUCAUAUCAGAAUUUUGUUCCUUGUUUAAUAAUGUUAAGUUUGUUUCUGAAAUCUAAGACAUGUGUCCUCAAGAUGUACCUAGUUCCUCAAUGCCGAGUAUUUAAUGGUGCGAGUUGUUUGCACACUUCUGUAAACCAGAACAGAUAAAUGUAGCUAUUCGAAUUGAAUGAAUGAGAGAGAGAGAGAGAGAGAGAGAGCUUGUGAGAUUUGCAAGGCGGCUGGUUUGUAUGAAUUAUUUGCUGAGACACUUUUUAACUGUAAACCAAUUUUUAUUUGUGUGCAAGAAAAUUUCCAGAGAAAUAAGCUUAUUGUUACUAUUUUCACCCUCCACGAAGCGGUCCUCCGAUGUUUCACCCUUUUGCUUUUUUUCUUUGAAAACGCCUCGAAAAUAAGUUGCCGCUAAGCACUGGUAAAUCUUCAAAUCAAGUUUUUAAUGUAUAAGAUUUGGUUUAACAAAAGGGUAUUGUUUGUCAGUGAGGAGGGAGUGGAUAUAUUUUAACAUGACAAAUUGUAUUUGUUAGUGCAUCGUUAAGGAACGAGUAUUUAGCUAUGGCUACAGGAGAGCCAUUGAGCCUUGAUGCUGUAUGCUGGCAUAGUAACUAGGUUCAGAUGUAUUUUUUGAGUUGUUUUGUCUCUUGUCAGAUUGUGCGGGGUAAUUGAACAUUAACCUUUCUAUUGGAGGGACAGUUAAUUAUGUUCUUCCAGUUUACUGGAUCUUCUUGAGAUGUACAUGCCAAAUUCUUACCUCAAAUUAUUUUAUUUAUUGAUUUGUUAAAGAUUAAGAGGUUUAUCAGGAGAGUAGCACAUCCUGGAUAUUGAAAUCUUGAUAUGGUCCGUGUAUGAUUGGCCAAACACACAAAUUGAAUUACAAUAUUUGCCAUUUCUAGAAUAUGAAUUAGUCUGAACAAAAGAUCACACAAAAUGUAUCGCACUGAGUUUUUGCUCUAGUAUAUAAUACUCCUUCAAAGUUCUCCGGUGAAGUAUGAUUAUCUUACUAUAUUCAGAAACAUUUUUCACUCAUUGUUAAUUAAGAGAUGAUAUAAAAUCAACUUCGUUCAGUACCACAAGAUGUAUGAUCUUAAAUAAUUUGAUUAGAAUUAAAAGUAAUGAAAUUUCACAUUACAGGUACCAUAAUUUUCACUUUAAUAUUCGUGUCAAGGGGAAUAACUUUAGUUUACAGAUGAGAAUGUUAUUACUUUGUUUGACUAGAAAUGGAUCUAGAUUUUCUUAUUUCUCCUGCAAUGGAUGCAUGGAAAUUUGAUAUGCACACAGCUGAAUAGUUACCCAUUUUACAUCUGAAAACACUACAUUGUGUGUCUUUCAAUUUACCAUAUUUAUUCAUACCAUUAGACCUACCUUUUUAUGUGAACUCAAAAGUGUAGUUUUUGUUUGAUUCUUUGACAAUUUUAAAAAUUCAUGUUAAACGAAAUCAAAAGUAUCGUAUGCAUAUAUUUAUAUAUUAAGCGUAAGAAAAAUAUUUGGAGAAGAUGGAGAGCUCAUGAGUUUAAUUCUCCCUGGAAUUAUCAAUCGCAGUAGGUCUGUGUGCCAUUUGCAUCCGAUUCAAGGGCUUGUUGUAAUCUAUAUGCCUUCUUACUUUUUUUACCACCAUGGUAUUUCUAAAUGUAAAAAGGGCAUAGAGAUUUUUACAAACUCUUUUGGUUGAAAGUAAAAAUUUCACUGUUAGGAUUUCAAGGAAGAAAGUUUUGAAAUUUUUUAAUAUCUGUUUGAAAAAUGUGCUGGAUGGUAGAUGUUUUUCUUAUCCCAUCAACUUGACUUCAGUGAGUAACGUGUACUUCAGAGAGAGAGAGAGAGAGAGAGAGAGAGAGAGUGAGGCGAGAGAUGCAUUUGUACUUGUAUGAUAAACUACCUCAUCAGGGAAAAAUAAACAUUGCUUGUGAA
Magallana angulata is the source of this 4653-nucleotide messenger RNA. RefSeq names its product retinoic acid receptor beta-like. Bases 386 to 1774 code for a protein of 462 amino acids. The record is from RefSeq and is a predicted model, not a curated record. Gene Ontology annotation, biological process: retinoic acid receptor signaling pathway; cellular response to corticotropin-releasing hormone stimulus; regulation of transcription by RNA polymerase II. The transcript is spliced from 11 exons. Gene Ontology annotation, cellular component: transcription regulator complex; nucleus. Gene Ontology annotation, molecular function: RNA polymerase II cis-regulatory region sequence-specific DNA binding; zinc ion binding; nuclear glucocorticoid receptor binding. NCBI's taxonomy places the organism in Eukaryota, Metazoa, Mollusca, Bivalvia, Ostreida, Ostreidae.